AUGGCCUCGAUUAAGAAGAUGACCACCAACCUUCCUGCGGCUGCCCCUCCGCCCAAAAGCUUGCUUGGCUAUCAUCGCCAGUUGUCUCCCACAGCUGCAGUCAAGGUCAGUCCCCUCUGCCUUGGAGGCAUGGGAUUUGGAACAGCAUGGGAAGACAUUAUGGGCAGCUGCGACAAAGAAGCGUCUUUUGAGUUGAUGGAUUACUUUUACAGCCAAGGAGGCAACUUCAUUGAUACAGCGGGCAACUACCAAUGCGGAGAGUCUGAGGCAAUCAUUGGCGAAUGGAUGAAAGCACGAAACAACCGAGAGGAAAUCAUCGUGGCUACCAAGUAUACGUCUGCUUGGCAGUUACACAACCAGGAUACAAAGAUUCAGUCGAAUUAUGGCGGAAACAACAAGAAGUCUCUGGUGCUAUCUAUUGAAGCGAGUCUCAAGGCACUGCAAACGUCAUACAUUGAUUUGUACUAUGUCCACACCUGGGACUUCACGACCAGCAUCCCAGAACUCAUGCACUCUCUACACAAUCUCGUUGCAGCCGGAAAAAUUCUCUAUCUGGGCAUUUCUAACACCCCGGCAUGGGUUGUCGCCAAGGCCAAUGAGUACGCUCGCCAGAAGGGAUUGACUCAAUUCUCUGUCUUCCAAGGGCAGUGGAAUGCUGCCGAGCGAGAAAUCGAGCGCGAGAUUGUCCCCAUGUGCAUUGACGAUGGUAUUGCCCUGGCACCCUUUGGUGUCUUGGGAAUGGGCUACUUUCGUACUUCAGCCCAGCGAGAGGCUGAGAAACAACAAGAGGCUAGAGAGGGCCGCAAGGUCCCUUUCGUCGAUAAGCCCCAGAAGACAGUCAUGGCCGAUACUCUGGAGAAGUUGGCUUUGGCUCGCGGCACGUCCAUUACUAGCAUAGCCUUGGCCUGGGCUAGAACCAGGGCUCCAUAUGUCUUCCCUAUUGUGGGUGGUCGCAAGACUGAACACCUCAAGGCUAACAUUGAAGCACUGGGCAUCGAUCUGACAGAGGAAGAAAAGAAUGCGAUUGAGAAUGCCGUACCAUUCGAUUUUGGAUAUCCUCAGACAUUUUUGGGUGGACCAAAGGGCACUCAGUAUGCGAAGGAUGCUUGGACAACGAAGAGAAUGGGACACUUUGAUUGGGUGUCACCACCACAGGCGCCCAAACCCCAUCCUUUGUAA
Molecule: messenger RNA, 1179 nt
Organism: Trichoderma atroviride IMI 206040
Lineage: Eukaryota; Fungi; Ascomycota; Sordariomycetes; Hypocreales; Hypocreaceae
Source: RefSeq, a predicted model, not a curated record